CCACCCCCAGCAUACGGCGACGAAUACGGUCAUGUCACCAGCCAGGAUCCCGGACUGGGCAGCAAGGCCACCUUACGUUCCGACGGACGAGUCAACAUCAACAUCAACCAGACUUCUCGCCAACUCUCGAGCUUGCUCGUACCUGCCUUGAGGAGUCAACUCGAUCUCGUCGACACCACUCAAGUCCCCCCACCAUACAUUCCUACAUCGCUCGGUGGAGCUCCUGGUCAACCUCCGCCACCACCUCUCAACGUAGUCAUCCAUGUCGUUGGUUCAAGAGGAGAUGUGCAGCCCUUUGUUGCUCUGGGAAAAGUGCUAAAGGAUCAAUACGGCCAUCGUGUCCGUCUGGCAACACAUCCUGUCUUCAGAGACUUUGUCACAGAGAACGGUCUUGAGUUCUUCAACAUCGGAGGAGAUCCCUCUGAACUCAUGGCUUUCAUGGUCAAAAACCCUGGAUUGAUGCCCGGAUUUGACGUCAUGAGGAGAGGUGACAUCGGAAAAAGACGGAAGGAGAUUGGCACAAUGAUCACGGGAUGUUGGAGGAGUUGUAUUGAGUCUGGUGAUGGUACAGGUAUCGCCGUCAACGACAAUACAACCGAAGAAUGGAUGCGUAACACCGAUGCCUCGGUCAAGCCCUUCAUCGCCGACGCCAUCAUUGCAAACCCGCCUUCGUUUGCUCACAUUCAUUGUGCCGAGAAGCUAGGAUGUCCUCUACAUAUGAUGUUCACCAUGCCAUACUCUCCCACACAGGCCUUCCCUCAUCCCCUGGCCAACAUUCAGUCGACAAAUGCCGAUGCAAACCUCACCAACUUCAUCAGUUACACCCUUGUAGAGAUGUUGACAUGGCAAGGUCUAGGCGAUGUUAUCAACAGGUUCAGAGUAAAGGAUCUGUCUCUGGAUCCCAUCAGUUUGAUCUGGGCUCCGGGUAUGCUGACAAGAUUGCGCGUCCCAUACACCUACUGCUGGUCUCCUGCUCUGAUCCCUAAACCGAAAGACUGGGGUAACCAGAUAUCCAUCGCUGGCUUUUACUUCCUCUCUCUAGCUUCAAACUUCACACCUCCCCCUGAUCUCAAAGCCUUCUUGGAUGCUGGACCGCCGCCUGUGUACAUUGGCUUCGGCUCCAUCGUUCUUGACGAUCCUGACGGCAUGACCAAGCUCAUUUUCGAUGCUGUCCGCAAAACCGGUCAACGUGCCCUGGUCUCUAAGGGAUGGGGUGGUUUUGGUGCUGACGAAAUGGGUAUCCCAGAGGGUGUGUUCAUGCUUGGUAAUGUGCCUCAUGACUGGUUGUUCAAAAACGUGUCUGCAGUCGUCCACCAUGGAGGUGCGGGAACAACUGCUGCGGGUAUAGCAUGUGGUGUGCCAACCGUCGUCGUUCCGUUCUUCGGAGACCAGCCUUUCUGGGGUGCCAUGGUUGCCAAAGCUGGAGCCGGUCCAGAUCCAAUCAAUCACAAGGAUCUCACUACCGACAAUCUAGCCGAAGCCAUCAACAAGGCACUCGAGCCGGCUACUAGAGAAAGAGCUCAAGAUCUCGCCAACAGUAUCAGCCAUGAGAACGGUACUGCGUCUGGUGCACAGAGCUUUCACCAAUUCCUCGAGGUCGACAAGAUGAGGUGUAGCAUAGCACCCAGCAAGGCAGCCGUCUGGCGUCUCAAGAGGACGGAGGUCCGUCUGAGUGCUCUCGCAGCGUGCACCUUGGCAACCGAAGGAUUACUCGACUUCAAGGAUUUGAAACUCUACCGCCCGAGAGAGUACGAAGCCGAUGAGGGACCCCCAGAGCCCAUCUCUGGUGGCGCAGGCGCUCUCACUGGCACAAUUAGUACCAUGAUGAUGGGCGUUGCCGAUUUCCCUGUCGCUGCAUUAAAGGCGUUGAGAAUCCACCCUGACGCUGUACCCAAGAAGACCGCAACCGACCCCCAGUCUAUUUCUCAGGAGACUCCCUCCGAACAACAGUCUAGUGAGUCCGGAUCUUCCAAUAGAGAUUUGGCUGUCUCUACUUCAAACAGACCUACUUCGCCUGGUCGUGGUGCUAGCGCAGGCGGGUCCUUCAAUCUCGACGAGUCAUUUGCGAAGAUGGGUUCCCCUCAUCUCACUGCUGAGGGCAGUACCGAUGGAGAGAAGCGCAGUCGGUCCUCCUCGUUAGCUGCCGCACUCCAAGGUCAAGUCAUUGAUGCCGCCUUUGGAACCAGCAAAGGCGUUUCUAGAAUUGUUGGAGCUGGCUUCAAAUCGCCAAUGGACUUUACUCACGCUCUUGCAAAAGGUUUCCAUAACGCACCGAAGCUCUACGGAGAUGAGUCAGUCAGAAAGCCCGACAAGAUUACCGAUUUCAGAUCUGGACUUCGAGCAGCCACUAAAGAGUUUGGCUUUGGUAUGUUCGAUGGUAUUACUGGACUCGUCACGCAGCCCAUGGAAGGUGCAAAGAAAGAAGGUGCUGCCGGAUUCAUCAAGGGUUUCGGCAAGGGUAUUGGUGGCAUAGUCCUCAAACCUGGCGCAGCCAUCUUUGGCAUUCCAGCUUACACCAUGAAGGGUGUCUACAAGGAGCUUCAGAACAUCUCAGGAUCUUCUGUCCAGAAUUACAUCAUUGCAGCUCGCACAGCACAAGGUUACGAUGAAUGGCACAGAUCGAGUGCUCAGGAGCGCCAGGAGAUCAUCAGACGCUGGAAGGUAGUUGAGUCCGAGGUCAAGAAGAAGAGAUUUAUCCAUGAACAGUUCCAAGAUAUGCUCAAAAAGCAAUGGGAAGGUUCGCGUUCUUUCUUGGGCAUCCGUCCUCGAUCGCGUGCUAACUCGCGUGCAGCAAGGAGAAACGAAGCCACGACUCCGACUGUCGAAGUUACACAGCAUGGCGAGCCUCCCAAAUAUGAGGAUUUGCAAUAUACACGUGGUGCCAGCGGAAGUGAAUUGGAGAGGGCUAUCCAGUCAUCCGUUGCUGAUACCAGCCGUGGAGAUCCAGAGCAAGAUGCCAUGAUCGAGCGCGCAAUCCGUGCCAGCAUCGCCGAACUA
This is a messenger RNA of Aureobasidium namibiae CBS 147.97, 2997 nucleotides long. RefSeq names its product UDP-Glycosyltransferase/glycogen phosphorylase. Gene Ontology annotation, molecular function: UDP-glycosyltransferase activity; hexosyltransferase activity. The transcript has 3 exons. The annotation marks the transcript as partial. The record is from RefSeq and is a predicted model, not a curated record. NCBI's taxonomy places the organism in Eukaryota, Fungi, Ascomycota, Dothideomycetes, Dothideales, Saccotheciaceae. Gene Ontology annotation, biological process: carbohydrate metabolic process.